This is a messenger RNA of Striga asiatica, 444 nucleotides long. The record is from the annotation of a GenBank genome assembly. Lineage: Eukaryota; Viridiplantae; Streptophyta; Magnoliopsida; Lamiales; Orobanchaceae.
AUGAAUCGGUUGAUAUUGAAUAAAAUUAUAUUUAUCGUGAGUUUGAUACUCGUGUAUCCUUUCGUCUACGCUACGCUGCAUCAGUUGGUAUCCAGAGUCCAAAACGAUCCCGAGAUGCCGCCAAGGUGGAACGACACGGCCAACGAUCAGCACGACGCCGCAAUCGAAUCCUUGAAUCGCCAAGAAUACCAGGAUUUUGGCCCCGACGCGGGUGAUUUCAACGACAGUCCACCGAUCUUUGAUGAAGAGCCUCCAGUGACACAGAAACAUCUUUGCGGGGACAUGGACAUGAAGAUACCUUUCGUUCUUAGUAUUGGAGCAUUGGACGUAGUGAACUUUGGACCAGAAGAUACCAUCCUCUUGCAAUUUCCAGAUAGGAAGUUUUUUGAACACACUAACCUGAUGGGUGUCUCUGGAUUGGAUUCCCCAGGCAAGGCUCUAUGA